Molecule: messenger RNA, 8335 nt
Organism: Paramecium octaurelia
Lineage: Eukaryota; Ciliophora; Oligohymenophorea; Peniculida; Parameciidae
Source: the annotation of a GenBank genome assembly
AUGGAAGAACAGUUGUUAUAACCUGUUACUUAUGGAUCUGUGAUCUAUUUAUCGACAGAGAGUAAUCUGAAUAGUUUCAUGUUCAGCGAUGGAUUCAUGGAUAAGAGUGUGAAACUUAAGAGCUUUGAAUCCAUUUGCUAAGUGGUAACUUAUGAUUACUUAAGUAGGAUUAUUAUGAUUUUUCUUUCAGCUUAUUCAUGGUACUUCCGUUUUCAAGCAUUCAAUCAUUCGAACAUCAGGCCAAUGUGAUUUAGGAAUGGAGAAAGAAAUUGAUUGAUAAUAAUGAGAAUAGUAAUUAUAGUUAAAUAUUUUAGAGCUGGAAAAAAGAAGAGAAGCAAUACAGGAGAUGUGGAAUAAAUUAGAAUCGGAAUAUUAAUUCAAUUUGGGUGUUAUUCAGAAAAGUUAUAAUGCUUCCAUAUGCUUUGCAAGUAGUAACUUCAUGUUGUUGCACAUCAACUCCCUCAAAUUCCUCACUUUGUAUCAGGAUGACAAUAACAAUCUAUUGUAACAUAUGAAGUAAUUUUAAUAGUCUUCAAUUAACCGAGAAUCCUGAUGAGUGUUGUUUCUUCAACUUUGAUCCCUCCUUGAAAUUGCAAAGGGGUAGGUCUGACAAUUUCGUAUACGAGGAUGAGAUUGUAUAUAUAGCAUGCGCAAAAAAGUACAGCGGCAAGUCCCCUUACUUGAGCAUAAUUUAAAAUGACACCAUUAUUGGUUUGAUAGAUUCAAAAGAGAAUUGGAAAGUCAACAUCUACGAACAACCAUUCAAAGAAUCCACCUACAUGAGAGUUGGCUCAUGCGUUUGGAUCUUGAGUUCUGAAAUGCCUUUGUUCUUCACCUGCUAAAGACCUGAAGAUCCCUAUUAUCAGAUGUAUAUGACCUCCAGAAAUCCCAACUUAGCCAAGGAGAAAAAAGGCAUAUUGUAUGAGUGGUAACAAAAUGACAAGAAGGAUUUGAAGGAACAAUUUCUUACUUAGCCCAGAGAAUUGUUAUUGGACGGAUUGUAGAUUCUAUUGACUCUAAUUAAAACGCCUAAAAUUGGGUAGUCGGAUGAAUUGAGUCCUUUUGGCCUAUGGAAAAUAGAAUCUAAUAAUGUUAAACUUGGAGGAGAGUUGAAAUGGGAUCAGACUUACAGAUUAAAGAACAUCAUUACUGGAUGCUAUUUGUCAGUUUAAGGGACUCCCUCCAAUCCCAGAUUAAUGCCCUAUAAUAGAGCUAAUACUAGUUCAAAGAAUGCUGAUUUUUCAUGCACUGAAUUUCGAUUCGUGCCCAUUGACAACCUAAUUCAAUACAAGGGAAAAACUAAGUCAAUUUAGAAGAUAUCGAAGGACGCCUUUUUCAUGAUUCAACAUGCAAAAAGUGGAUUGUGGGUGUCACUCAAUUAAAAUGAAGGCAUUUAACAACCCAAUCUAUUAGAUUACGUUAAGGACAUUAAUACCUAUAGAUUUAGAGAAGCAUCUUUACAGUAAGUCUGGGAAACCUAUUGUGUUACUGCAAGUUAGAAGUUGUUGAUUAAAUUCGCAGAAUAUCCGAAAUCUGAUAUAGAGAGACAAUAAUUUGAUUUUCUGUUUGAAAGAGUCAAGGAGAUGAUUCAAUUUCUGAGUGAAUUCUUAACCAACAGUCAGGUUGCCAAUAUGAGUUUAGAGCAGGAACCAUUGCAAGUGUGUAGAGGAAGAUAGGAUAGAUUUAAAGAGUAGUACUCCUUGGGCUUGCUUUGUUGGUUACUGAUUGAGAUAUUUCCGACACUAGAUGAAUUUGAACUCUACCAGAUCAAUCCAGAUGAUGGAUCCAAAUGGACUCUUAAAAGAAGGAAGGGUCAUUCUAAGAUAUGUAUUAUCAUGUAAUAUUUCAAUAGAAAACACAUCCAUCAAAUAGGAAACAGAAAUCAUCAAGAAAAGAUACGAAAUAUGUUAAUUGGGAUAUCACUUGUUAAGUAUUGCUGCAACCAGGAACUAGGAUAACUAGCAAUUCAUUCUUAAGUUCCUAACCAAUUUGAGUAAUCAUAUAGGAUUUGGUUCAUUUGUGACUCAAUCAUUGAAAUAAUGUUUCAGGGACAACAAAGAAAUCCUAGAAGAUUUGCAUCGCCAAAAGAUCAACGAGGUUGCACAGAACUAAUAUCAAGACAUCUUUUAAGCCAUGGCUCAUAGACUGAAGCAAUUUGAACCUUAUUACAAGGUGGAAAUCUUGCAAUUGCUUUCGGCAUUCACAUCUCAAGAACAUUAAUCAAUAUACAUCAACUAAGAGAAGAUCUUUUAGGCUAUUGUUGAAAAUAAGAAUUUCCUCUUUGGUCAUCUUAUGAGAAUAGAUUACUUAGACAACAAUCUUCUUGUGGAAUACAGAGUUUUUGUUGAGAGGGAAUAUGAAAGCAAAUAACUGCAAAUCCAGGAAUUCUUCUAAAAACCUCAAGAAUAACAAAGACAGAUGUUUGAAAACAAAUUUAUUGAUUAUAGAAUUCAACAAUACUUUUUAGAACAACUAAGACUUUAUGGGAAGCUAUGUUAAAAUAGAAAUUAUGCAUGUGUUAAGAAUCUUUAGGAGUUACUACCCAGAAAGGCCUUGUUGCAUUAUUUGGGAAUUCAAAUCGACGAUGAAAUUAAGGCCAUUUUAUGUUAGCUAAUAUUAAAUCUGUAUAUUGAUCAAGAGCCAAGAAGUAUAAUAAACAAGCCAAGUUUCGUGAGAGUGUUGAAUACUUCUAAUUAAAGUGGGAAGGACGACAUUACGGAUAGAUUCAUAGAAAUUAAUUUAACAAAUGAUAUUCAAGGAACCUAUUAGAUCAGAAAAUGGUUAUUAGAGUAUUUGAAGGCCAAAAUAGAAUAUUUAGAUGACACUAAUGUUAAUGAAGAUAAAACUACAAGCAUUUACAAUGAGUUAACAUAUGAAGUAAUUAGAUGUUUAAGUCUUAUGGUCAAAUUUGGAUUGUUUUCUAAGCAUGCGAAUUAAUUGCUUCAAACUACAUUGAAAUUGAAUAAUCAUAAUAUAGAUUUAAAUAAUUUGGAGUAUGAUUUGAAGAAUUUAGUUUGUUAUUUGGCAAAACUAUUGGAAUACGAUCACAAUUACUUUUAGGAGUUGAAGGAUAAUCAAAUCAAAAGAUCAUAUAUGGAAGAGAAGGAAGAUUUGAAAUACAUGAUAAAUUUAAAUAUUUUUCAGAAGGCUAAAGUUGAGGAAGAGGAAGAAGAACAAGGAACCUCUCACAAAGAAUAAGACCUUUCGUAGUCCUUCCCAUUUUUGAAGCGAUACACAAGUUUAUUCAAACUAAUCAAAUACUUUACUACAAAAACAUGUAAGUUUUAAAAGCAAAGCAAAUUCUUCAUCUUGAUUAAAAAGGAAAUUUGUGGCAUUUUCCAAACUCUGUUAGAAUGGCGAGAAGAUAUACAAAUUGGAAAAGCAAUCAAUUGGUUUUAGAAAAAGCACAGUGAUUACUCAAACAUAGAGGAUGAGGAAAUAGCAAAUGAAAUCAUGCCCAGUUUUAGUAUUGAACCUGGCAAAUACAAUAAGGAUGAUGAGGAGGAUAACAUACAUCAAGAAGAAGAAAUACAAGACUUUGAUCACAUCCUUGAAAGACCCUUUGUUGAAGUCUUAAUUUUGGCAUUCUAUUUUGCCUAGGAUCCCGAUUUGCAGAACUCAGUUGUUAAUUUGCUUUACAAAAGAUUCACAUAAAGGAAGAAGUUGUUGUUAAAUUUAAAAAAGGUCUCGCUUGUUUAGGCUGACAACAAUUCCUAUAAGCUCUUAUCUACCUUAGUGAAUGAUAUUAAGAAUUAGAUCAGUUACAGUCAGUCUUGGCUAUAAAUAAUAGAAUCUAAUGUGUAUGAUGAGAAGGCAGAAGAAGCCUUGCAUUAGACUGUUUAAAAGUUUGAUUAAAUAUUAAAGGAAUUUGAGCAGAAGUGCGAUGCUGAAUCAUUUAAUAUUAAAUAAAAAAUAUUUAAGCAUUUGGGAGGUCAUAAGUUAAUUUUGAAGUUUUUAGAAUCAGGGAUUAGAGUCAUCUACUCAAAAAUCAAGUACUUCCACAUUUCUGCAGAAGAGGAGAAGGAGCAGGCUAACUUUGCCAUCACUCCAGGGAUGAAUAGGGCUAAAAAUUUACCUCCUUUAAGUUUAGAAUAGAAAAAGCCUGAAUCUGCAGCUAUCGAAAAUUCAGAUUAAUAUUCAUAUAGAAAAUAAUUCAUUUAGUAUGUUAUUAAGGUUUUUACAACUUGUCAUUAAAUUUUAAGUAAAUUUGCGGAGGGGAAUAAAAGUAAUCAAAAUUCAAUUUACAAGAUUUAUGUAACAUUACUUGAUAAGCCUGUUAGAAUUAAUAUUGGAUAGGUAGCUUUCCUCAAAUCCUUAUAUAAUAAUAAUGUAGAUCUGUGUUUAAAACCCUAAGAUUAAUGUUUUGAUUACGUACAGCAUUUAAUAAAUGAUCAUGGUCAUUAAUAUGAAUUCUUGGAAGUGAUGCUUGUGUUUUUAAAGGCAUCGAAGGAGACAGAUUCAUAGAAAAUAUAAGUAGCCAUAAUGUCUAAGAUUCUAUCAAAUUACAAUUAUUUUGAUCCAACCAAACAAAUCAUUCCAAAAAGGGAUUUGCCACUCUUUUAUGAAGACAAGCGCCAAGAAGAAAGGUAACUGAUGUUUAGGAAGAAGUUUAUCUAGUUGGUUAGUGGAUGCAUUGAAAGUGAAAUAAGUGUUAACUUUAUUGUUCAACUCUAAGAGAAUCUUUCAGUGAGAUAACUAUUAUAAAUGCUAUUGUAUGAUACGAAAUCACCAACUGGGUCUUUAGAGAUGAAGGAACAAAUAUUUUCGAUAUUGAAGAUCUAUUUUGAAAAAAUUGACAAGGCUUUACAUGAUUUUUAAAGUUGCUGUGCUGAAUUUACUAAAUUAUUAUAAACUGUAUCAUAAAAGAUGCAAUAGCCCAGGAUUUCAAAGGAAGAUCAAUCUUUCAUUGCAUUACAGAUAGUCAAAUUGGUUAAUGUGUAUUUUCUGAAUUUUCUCAAAGACAUUGGAAUGAUUUCUCUAAAAAUGUUAGCCUAAGACUAAAGUAUUCAAAAAGAGAAAUUUAUAUUUUAAUUUGCUUAGCAAUUGGUUACUGCUUUGCCUAAAUUUGAAAAAUUACCUGCUUACAAGGCAGGAUUCAUGGAGUUAUCCAAUAAUUUUAGUCUUCAUCUAUCUGAGGAUUAAUUCUCACAAUUUGAGAAUAAUCAUUAAGAGAUUUAAAUUAAUAAUAAUCUACCAACACAGUUAAUUCAGGAAUAGGAUUCCGAAUAAUAUGAUAAGUCAUCUUCUUAUGAAUCAUGGAAUGCGUUUGUCAAAAAAAUAUUAAGAAGUUCAUCAAUCAAGAAGGCAGUAUUGAGUGAAAGAAUGAAAUUCAAAGAGGUCAUCUUAAAUGUAUAAGACAUUUUUGAGAAGCCUAAGGAGACCAUGGAUAUUAGACUUAAGGAUCUCAUCAUAUCAAGGGAUGAUAUCAUAGUUAAGCUAUUAAAUUACAUAGAACAUUGGAAAGUCAGGAAUGCCAGCAGACACACUGUGAUUUUCAUUAUAAAAUCUAUAAGAGCAUUAUUGUAGAUCAAGAAUGAGAAAUAACUAAUAAAGAUGUAAAUUCAUUUGGAUUCACUUAAAGCAACACAAAUAGCUCUGAGACUGUAUUGGAGUGAUAAGGUGACUGAGGAUCUAUAUAUUUAUCAAUUAAUAAAGUGGAUCAUCUCUUUGUUGGAAGGGGGAAACAAAGUAAUUUAGAUGAGCAUUUUAAAUUUAAUGAAAAUGAAUUCAGAUAGUGAAGCCUUCUUUUUAAAGAUAUACACAAUUCUAACAGAGUAUAUGACUUCAAUGAGAAAGAUAAGAAAGAAGGAUGAUCAGAAGAAAAUUAGAAAGAGGAAAUUCAUUGCAAAAACGUUGUAGGUGAUACAGUUGUUAUGUGAGGGUCAUAAUAAUGACCUUUAAAAUUACCUCAGACAACAAGCUAAUUCGAAAGUGUCAUAUGAUAUAGUGUCAUUAAUGGUUAAAUUGGUUAUUUCAAAUAGAAUAUCUGAUGCAACAUAUGAAUCUCUAGUAUAGUGUUUAGACACUUUAACUGAAGUAGUUUAGGGUCCUUGCAAAGAGAAUUAAGUUGUUAUUGUAACUAGUAAAUUUGUUUCUUGGAGUGUAGAUUUGUUAAAAGAAGAUCCCAAAUUGUUUGAAUUCAAUAAGAUAGAUAUUCAAUAGGUUAAAUUAAAAAGAUUGAAAUUUAAGUGUACAAACACUUUGCUUAGUUUAAUGGAGCUUUAAGAGGAAAAUGAUGAAAUUAUGAAUCUUUUAAUUCGAAGUAUUCCUAUCACUGUUUUAGUUAAUGAAUUGGCUAAGUUCUAUUUGCUAUAUACUUCAAUCUAUAAGAAGGAAUAUGUGGUGGAGUGUUUUAAAACAUACGUGGAUGAGAGUGACGAAUUUGAAUUGAAGAAAAAGAAUUAAUGUAUUAUUGAGUACGGAUUCAACUUGUUCAUCAUAAUCAAUAUUUUAAUGCUGAAGAAUAAAAAGUCGUAAGAGGCAGAUCUUGAAGAAAUUCGUAAAUUAAUCGACGAGUAUUAAUUUGUCAACAAAAAAUCUAAUUAGGGGUUAGAAGGCCUAUUAGAUCUUAAAAUAAAUAUAGAUCUGAAUAUCAAAAUCAAUCUGCCUUUUGGGUAAGCGGAGGAUGAGGAAUCAAACGAAUUGAAGAAGGCAUAGGAGAUGAAAAAAGCUUAAAAAGAUGCAUACAAAUUCUUCUCAGAAAAUACGGUCUUUAUAGAGAUAGCAAGGGAUGAUUAACUCCAUAGGAUUUACUUCCCUUUAUUGCCAUAAUGCAAAAUGCUAUCCAAAGAAUCCAGAAAGGAUUUCUGUGAAUAGGUUGAUCAUUCAUCCAUUCGAGACAAAUUAGUGUAUUUGAUGACUUCUGCUGAUCAGAUGAGGAAAGUGAUGGAACAUGAAGAACUAUUAAGAAAUUUAUUCAAGAGAUUGAAAGUUGUGGAGUUGAUUGCGACUCAUAAAUUAUUAUGGGAAUAAUUAGCAUUUGUUACAAAUGUUAUUAUUAAUUUAGUGAUUUUGUGUUCUUAUGGUAAUUAUGCUUAUACAGAUGCUCUUCCAACACCCUUCCCAGUGAGUUUUAAUGGUAUUAAAUUUUCACUAGAAUGGGUUGUAUAAAACUAACUAUAUUAUGAUUCCACUCAACCUGAUACUGACUUGUUGUGGGAUGCAAGAUUAAAUUAGCCUCGUCUAUUUUACGUAUCUGAUUUUACUUGGACUAACACUCUCAUAGUCAUUUUGGGAUAUCUCAAUUUGGGAUUCUCAUUAUUGGUCAUUACAUUUUUUGCCAUAAAGAAAGCACCCCUUUUGAUUACUGACAUGUGGGUUGAAUUCCUAGGCAAACCUAUGGGAUGUAUAGAAAGAACUAUAAUGAGUUUUGUAAUGAUAGUUAAAUCAUUUAUUAAUUGUUUAGUUGACUUUGAUUUUGCAUACUUUUGUGGAUAUAUGGCAUGCAUUAUUGUCGGAUUAAUUAUACAUCCAUUUGCAUUUGUAUUGCUAUUGGCUGACUUUCUGAGAAUAUCAACAUUGAAGAUAGUGAUAAAAGCAAUUUGGAUCAGUAAAAUAUAGAUGGGGUUAUCAUUCUUGGUAUUCUUGUUGGUCGAGUAUUACUUUGCAGUUAUUGGCUAUUUAUUCUUUUGGGAUUAAUACCAAGACCAAUCUUGUUAAAUUAUGUGGAGGUGUUUCUUGUAGACAUUCGAUUAAACAUUCAAAAAUGGAGGAGCCAUUGGAGAUUAUUUAGCUGAUACGUAACUAUAAGAUCCCACUGGCUCUUAAUUGCCUAUCAAUUAUUCAUUAACUCCUUAUCAAUAGGAUAGAUUUAUUUAUAGAUUUGUUUUUGAUGUUCUUUUCAAAUUUAUUUUAGUGUUCUUGAUCAUCAAUAUGGUUGCUGGUAUUAUCAUCGAUACUUUUGGUGCCUUGAAGGAUGAGAUGCUUGAAAAACAAUCGAAUCUAGAAGACUACUGCUUUAUCUGUGGAAUUCAGAGUGAAAAACUGGAUAAGAGUACACAAUAUGGGCAUUAUUCACACAUCAAGAAGAAUCAUCAUAUGUGGAAUUACGUCUAUUAUAAAGUUUAUCUAUUUUUCAAACCAAAAAAUGAUUUAUCAGGAAAUGAAACCUAUGUCAAACGACUUAUGAUUAAUAAUGAAAUUGAUUGGUUCCCAGUUAAAAAGGCAAUAGGGUUUACGGACGAGGACGAGGAAGAUGAAGAGUAAAAUGAGGACAAUCUAUAGAUAAUUGAAGAAACUUAUCAAGAGGUAUUGAUUGAAUAGAUUAUUUUAAUAGGUCUAGGAACUUGAAUAAUUGGCUCUAUCCACAAAUCAGAAAUUAAAAAUAUUCAUUUGA